AAGAAAUAGAUAAUUUAAAUUUCAGCAUGGGUAAAAAAAAGCGUUUAAGAUGCAACCAUCCAAAGGAAAAGUUCGAUCUUUGCUCGUCUUGUAUCGCAUCUCAUUUUCCAGAAGAAUCUGCAGCCGCUUUAUUUCAUUGCUAUAACAAGGAAUCUAGCUCUUUCCGCAUUCUGGGGUUUACACAAGACCCAACUAAUAUGCAAUAUUAUGUUAUAACUACAUAUGCAGAAAGUGGUGAUUUAAACAAAUACAUGUGCGAUAAUUUGACUACUCUAACAUGGAUGGAUAGAUUAUUUAUAAUAUGGGAUAUUAGUUUGGAUUUAGAGCGAAUACAUAAAGCCGGACUCAUUCAUCGUGACAUUCAUUCUGGUAACAUCUUGCAUACACGAGAAGUUCAGCAUCUUCUUCGUGAAGUUCCUAUACACACCGGAUAUUGGAAUUAUUAUGUGGGAACUAACAAGUGGGAGACGACAUUUGGAUCCAUGCCUCAUGAUAUCAAUUUAUCUACAGCUAUCUGUAAAGGGUUACGCCCACAACCUGUCCCAAAUACAUUACCUUUUUACCUUCAAUUAAUGCAAAAUUGCUGGGAUAAUGAUCCUCUAAAAAGACCAACAGCAAAAGAAAUAAAGGACCAAGUGGGUAAGUGGUGCUGGCAGCCGAGUAAACGGAAAAUACAACAGAUGACUGAUGCAGAUGAAAGUCAUUAUCUUUCUCAUACCUUAUUGGAUGAUGAAAAAAAGAGUCCCGAGGCUAGUUUUACAUCCAGAGCAUUGCCAUUGGUAACAAAUAUAUCUUCCAGAGAAAACAUGCUGGUAAUAGCGUCAUAUGACGACCCCGGUCUUCUUAAAGAAAUACUUUCCUGA
Dentiscutata erythropus is the source of this 863-nucleotide messenger RNA. The record is from the annotation of a GenBank genome assembly. Lineage: Eukaryota; Fungi; Glomeromycota; Glomeromycetes; Diversisporales; Gigasporaceae.